Molecule: messenger RNA, 480 nt
Organism: Hevea brasiliensis (rubber tree)
Lineage: Eukaryota; Viridiplantae; Streptophyta; Magnoliopsida; Malpighiales; Euphorbiaceae
Exons: 1
Coding region: 124-354 (76 amino acids)
Source: RefSeq, a predicted model, not a curated record
UCCAAUUCCUAUGGGCCACCCAAUCACAAAACGCCACGCCCGCAGUUUCCCUCUCCCCUCUGCUACAUAAACCCUCAAACCACCUACAAUUUGAGAGCAUUCAGAAGCCGAGAAUCAGGGAAAAUGAAGAAUACAGUGAAGAGCUCCAAAACGAAUGCUAAUUCCAAGUCCGAUGUCAGGAAAGAUAGGAAAUCUGCCACUGGCAUGAGUGGAUCGCCUAAGAAAGGAGGUCACGGCGGCAAGUUUACUUGGGCCGGCGAUGGGUAUUCCCAGGCUGAGAUCGGGCUCCAUGGGGAAGCUGUCGAUGUGAAGGACCCUAACUUUGAAGAUUCAGAAGAGACUGAGACUGUCUGAUUGCGAUGAUGGUGAUUGUCAUUAUUAUCAUGAUCUUUAAUCUUUUUGGUUUUCAUGAUAUGUAAAUAUUGCUGAUGUAAGGUGAUCCUCUUUCAAAAUAAAUUUGUUUUGGAAUUUCUUUUUAAA